AUGUCGAACAAGGCCUCCUCGUCUCCCCCAACCAACCCCACCGCAACCCCUCCGCCACAUUCAGUCCCGACCCAGCAACGGAGCGCGAAGUCCUGCGCAGAUUCGACUUGCGCAUCCUACCCAUCCUCGCGAUCAUGUACCUCUUCAACUCGCUCGACAAGUCCAACCUGGGCAACGCCAAAACCGGCGGCCUGGAAAAAAAACACUCAAUCUCGGAUCUCCAACCAAUACAACAUCGUGCUCUCGGUCUUCUUCGUCCCCUACGUCCUCACCGCCCCCUUCUUGGGGAUCCUAGGCAAGAAAGACGGGCCCCUCACGCGUCCUGGCGAUCAUGAUGUUCUGUUUUCGGCUUCGUCACGCUGA
Molecule: messenger RNA, 363 nt
Organism: Endocarpon pusillum Z07020
Lineage: Eukaryota; Fungi; Ascomycota; Eurotiomycetes; Verrucariales; Verrucariaceae
Exons: 1
Coding region: 1-363 (120 amino acids)
Source: RefSeq, a predicted model, not a curated record